AAAGGCAGGAUAAAUACAAGGGCCAGCGCGGAGGAGAGGUGUCGCAGACGAAGGCCGGAUCUUCUGCCUACCACUCUUCUCUCAGCUCUCCUCCCAAACUCAAAGAGUCAGGAUGCCUCACGCAUACCCUUUCCUCACUCCUGAGCAGAAGAAGGAGCUCUGUGACAUUGCUCAGAAGAUUGUCGCUCCAGGCAAGGGAAUCCUUGCUGCAGAUGAGUCCACAGGGAGUGUGGCUAAGCGCUUCCAGAGCAUCAAUGCUGAGAACACUGAGGAGAACAGGAGGCUGUACCGCCAGCUCCUCUUCACUGCUGACGACCGCAUCGUCCCGUGCAUCGGUGGCGUCAUCCUGUUCCACGAGACCAUGUACCAGAAGACCGACGACGGAAAGACUUUCCCCCAGUACCUGAAGGAAAGAGGCAUGGUGGUCGGCAUCAAGGUAGACAAGGGCGUUGUCCCUCUGGCCGGAACCAACGGCGAGACAACCACCCAGGGUCUCGAUGGACUGUAUGAGCGCUGUGCACAGUACAAGAAGGAUGGUGCUGACUUCGCCAAGUGGCGCUGUGUCCUGAAGAUCACUCCCACCACCCCCUCAAAGCUGGCCAUCCUGGAGAAUGCCAACGUCCUGGCUCGCUAUGCCAGCAUCUGCCAGAUGCACGGCAUCGUCCCCAUCGUGGAGCCGGAGAUCCUCCCUGAUGGCGACCACGACCUGAAGCGCUGCCAGUACAUCACCGAGAAGGUCCUGGCCGCCGUCUACAAAGCCCUGUCCGACCACCACGUCUACCUCGAGGGCACCCUGCUCAAGCCCAACAUGGUCACCUCCGGACACUCCUGCUCACACAAGUACAGCAACCAGGAGAUCGCCAUGGCAACGGUCACUGCGCUGCGCCGCACUGUGCCCCCUGCCGUCCCAGGAAUCACCUUCCUGUCUGGUGGCCAGAGUGAGGAGGAGGCCUCUGUUAACCUGAAUGCCAUGAACCAGUGCCCUCUGCACCGACCUUGGGCUCUGACCUUCUCAUACGGCCGCGCUCUGCAAGCCUCCGCCCUCAAAGCCUGGGGGGGCAAGAAGGAGAACGGAAAGGCAUGCCAAGAUGAGUUCAUCAAGAGAGCUCUGGCCAACAGCCUGGCCUGCCAGGGCAAAUACGUCUCCUCUGGAAGCAGCGCUGCUGGUGGAGAGUCACUGUUUGUGGCUAAUCAUGCUUAUUAAGCAUAAACGCACUCCCCACCGUCUACUCACCAUUAUCGCAUCACCAUUUAUAAAAAGGGCAGUUCCUCCAUAAAGGAGCGCCUUCAACAUCCUUUGUUCACCAGUAACACUAACAAGAGAAAGAAGAAGUGGUUGAUGGAAAAUGUUUGUCUCCAUUCCCUUACUUUUAUUUCUAAACACCUUUUUGUACAGGUGAAGAUUCCCUUUUUGUUUUUACACAUUUUGUUCCUUGAUCUGCUUCGGACGAGUACAGAGUUUAACAUUUACACGGCAAAAAAUACUAAUCUUACUACGUGUUUUUAGUCUACUUUCUAGCACACUUGAAAUAAGACAAAACUAACUUACAGGUAACUUUUUAGCAAGAUAUAGGAGCUUGUUUUAAGUAAGUAAUUUCUCAAUAUUAAUUUUUACCAGUGGAACAAUAUUAAGUAAUUAUCCACCUAGAAACAUAACUAAAAAUGUUCAGUAAGAUUUGUGUUUUUUCCAGUGUACAAAUACCAUGAAAUAAAGUUUGUAUCCAAACA
This is a messenger RNA of Poeciliopsis prolifica (blackstripe livebearer), 1728 nucleotides long. RefSeq names its product aldolase a, fructose-bisphosphate, b (gene aldoab). Gene Ontology annotation, biological process: fructose 1,6-bisphosphate metabolic process; glycolytic process. The transcript has 7 exons. NCBI's taxonomy places the organism in Eukaryota, Metazoa, Chordata, Actinopteri, Cyprinodontiformes, Poeciliidae. Gene Ontology annotation, cellular component: cytosol. Bases 113 to 1204 code for a protein of 363 amino acids. The record is from RefSeq and is a predicted model, not a curated record. Gene Ontology annotation, molecular function: fructose-bisphosphate aldolase activity.